AUGCCGCCGGACCCCGUGGUAUUGAUGCAGGAGUGGUUGGAGGAGAAGAAGAUCAAGGACGAGGACGCGCUGCUGUCCCUGGACGAGAAGGAGCGCCUCGAGGCAGAGAACAAGACGCUUGCGGCACAGAUCGAGAAGGUGAAGGGGCAGCUGCACGAGGCGUCGAAGAUGGCCGCGGUGAGGCAUGACGAGGAGGAGGAAGAGGAGGACGACGAGCUCGACGAACCUCCACCGGGCUUCGGCGGGGACAUGCCGUCCCGGGGCCGCCAGAGCGUGUCCGCGGAGGCCUACGGCCAAUGGAACGUGAAGAAGGUGCGCAUUGACCUGGGUCAGUAG
Molecule: messenger RNA, 336 nt
Organism: Prorocentrum cordatum
Lineage: Eukaryota; Dinophyceae; Prorocentrales; Prorocentraceae
Source: the annotation of a GenBank genome assembly